Lathyrus oleraceus (garden pea) is the source of this 1498-nucleotide messenger RNA. RefSeq lists its product as uncharacterized. Gene Ontology annotation, cellular component: Mis6-Sim4 complex; kinetochore. The transcript has 13 exons. The record is from RefSeq and is a predicted model, not a curated record. NCBI's taxonomy places the organism in Eukaryota, Viridiplantae, Streptophyta, Magnoliopsida, Fabales, Fabaceae. The coding region runs from base 150 to 1199 and encodes 349 amino acids.
GCAAGUAAUAAGGCCCACAUAGGCCCACUAGAUUGUCUAGCGCUAACACUCCCACUGAUACAAUACAAUCGUCUUCCCAGUUUCUUCUCUCACAUAACUUGCGGAAAACACAGUAACAUAACCGCAUCAAGUUCAAGUAAUUCCUUCAAAUGGAGAGCGAUGUGGAAGAAUCCAUGAGAAAGAGGCAACGAAAAAACCCAUUCUCCGGCGAAUACUCUCGCAAGCAGUUUGAACAAUAUGCCGAACGACCAUAUGGAGCUAUGGGGGAUGUGAAUUUUAUACAAGAGGAUGAUAAUCGGUUGGAGAUUACACGAGCCAAAUUCGGAAGUUUGCUUAAAAGACAUGGAGAUUUGGCAGAGCGUAUUUCUAGGGAUUCUGACAAGAUAGCAUUUGAGCGUCUACAGAAAGAAUUCGAAGCUGCACGAGCUUCUCAAACUGAAGAGAUAUAUUUAGAUGGGGAGCAGUGGAAUGAUGGUCUACUAGCUACAAUAAGAGAGCAGGUGCAUAUAGAGACAGACAGAAAAGCAAUGUCUGGGGACACUGACAUAUUAACAAGCCCUCAGGAAAAAAUUACUUACAAAACUGGAAACAAGGUAAUUUGCUGUUUGGAUGGGGCAAGAAUUGGCAUACAGUAUGAGACAUCUUUUGCUGGUGAAUCUUGUGAGUUUUACCACUGUGUACUGGAGAGCAAGUCUUUUCUUGAAAAGAUGACUGUCCUUGAGCACACACUUCCAUAUUUCUUGCCAAUACAUGAAAUAGAAAAUGAUCUUCUUUCAUCCAAUGCUAUGAAAUUCAUAGAUCAUGUUGGAGAUCUAUUGCAAGCAUACGUGGAUAGACGGGAACAGGUCAGACUUAUAAAGGAACUUUAUGGAAAUCAAAUUGGAGAGCUGUAUCAUAGCCUUCCUCAUCACAUGAUCGAGUUUGUAUUGGAAGAUUUUGAUUGCAAAGUGACAGUCAGCCUUCGAUAUACGGAUCUCAUUUCGGUGCUUCCAACUAGAGUUACAGUGCUAGCCUGGCCAAUGUUGAAUAAAAAUUCAACUACAACUUUGAACCGGAUGGAAGAUGGAGUCUCGGGAAAUCAUCCUCUCCCAGUUCGACUAUCCUAUGCAGAAGAUGCCUUACGGACUAUGAGUCUACCAGAAGCAUAUGCAGAAAUUGUAUUGAAUCUUCCACAAGCUCUUCAACAGAUGUACCAUUAAAUAACUUAAGGGCUCUUGCCCUUUCAGCAGUCUAGAUUCUCUUGUAAAAUAUUUCUUGGUAGAAUGUUACUAGGUUGAGGAAAAAUAACUCCAGAAGUUAUAGUACCUAUUGAAAUUGGUUAUAGGUUGAGGAUUCAGUUUUCUGUAAUAUGUCAUAUGCCAAAUAUUGUCCCCUCGUUAUUCCUUCAAUAUCCUCUAGCAGUGUCUUGUAUCAUUUGUACAACAGGGCUAUGUUGACUUCUAUUGAUUAUUGACUAUUGACACAAUCUAUAUACAUGUAAUUUGGAUUCAUAAGAUAA